GUAAGAACCAAAGGGUGGUGGAGUGCGCAUGCGUGCCCCCCUCUGCUCCAUAUCGGCCUUCUUCUCUUUUGGCCCCGCCCCUCCCCCCGCCCACGUCUCCCUAGCUCCGCCUCUCCCUCGCGCUACCGCAGUUCCAGCUUGGUUGCUCCGGUUCCUAGUGGACCAUGGUCUCUGUGGAGACUCCACGCCUGUUUCACGUUUGCUGCUCACAGUCCCAGGGGUUGGGAAUGAUGGAAGUUCUUUUCCGCCCCGAACUCUUUCCAGACCCAGCCACUGUGGGAUUCACUCUACAAUCUACAACUUCCAGAAUCUGGAUUAUGUUCCAUGGCAGCGGUCCAAACAGAAAUCCAAGUCACCUACUCUGCCUCCCAUCCUACAAACCAGAGGCCACCAGAAGAGCAAAAUGAAGACUUUGACUAGCGUCCUGCCAGGGUUACAUUCCAAGCCCACCACGUCUAUGACAAGUCAGCUGAGGAAUCCACAAGAAAAGUACAGUGGGAGGUUGGACUCCGGGAAGACACAGAAGAAAAUCCGGCUAUUGAGGGCGUUGCUCAGGAACAGGCGAACCACGCUGCAGGAGCUCUCCAGCCAUGAGGUCUUUCUCACCAAGCUCAACCUGGAGCUGAUCAAGGACAUCCAGGACAUGGAAGACAGCUCGGCCCUGAAAGUGCGCACGAUGCUGCAGGAGCAGGACAUCCUCCAGACUGUCGUGGACAUCUUGGAGUACUCGAACAAGAAGAAGCUGCAGAAACUCAAGUGUGAACUUAAGGAGUGGGAGGAGAAGGAGGAGUCCAAGAUGAAGUCCCUGGCGCGGCAGGUGGAGCAGCUGAAUGCCAAGAUUGAGAAGACCUACAAGGAAGUGAGCUUCCUGAGCACGUACAUGGACCAUGAGUAUCCUGUCAAGUUGGUCCAGAUCGCCAGCCUUGUGCGUCAGCUGCAGCAGAUAAAGGACAACCAGCAGGAUGAGCUGGAUGACCUUGGUGAGAUGCGCAGAAUGGUCCUGCAGUCUUUGUCUAGUCAGAUUCAGAAGAAGAAGAAAAAGCUUCUGCAAGCUCUGGUGGUGAAAAGCCAGCAGCCCCAUCAGGAAGCUCUUCUGCAGAAGACCCGGGACAACCAGGACCUGCUGAAGUACAUGGACAAGUUCCGAGAAGUGCACCCCAGACAUGGACGUCAUCCUCAACAUCCCCGUGGAAGAGCUGCUGCCCUUCUAGAUGCCGGGGCCAGGGGCCAGCCUUCCCUCCCUGCUCUUUUUCCUAUACCUGGAGCCUUGACUUAUCGUCUUCCUUGAGCGCAUGCCCACGUCCAGAGCCUGGUCUCCUCUUCCUCCCUUCCCCGCCUCCCUUUCUCUCUCUUUUCCUUCCUUCCUUUCCUUCCUUCCUUCCUUUCUUCCUUCCUCCCUCCCCGGCUCCUUUUUUUCCUCCACUUUUCCUCUUUUCUUUCUGGUUGGCGCUGGUGGUUGGGCCAGGUGGAUACUCCCAGUCAAGUCUGCCAUUCCUUUUUACCAAUAAAGCCGGCCUUGCAUUUGCUCUUUUGCUUGGAGAUUUCCAGCUAGGCCUUGAGUAGAUGUGGUAGGAAUGGACUAUGGUCUUAAGAUAAGGGGUGGUUAGGGUGCCUGAGUGGCUCAGUCGCUUAAGCGUCUACCGUCAGCUUGGGUCACGUUCCCAGGGUCCUGGGAUUGAGUCUCUGCAUCGGGCUUUCUGCUUGGUGAUAAGCCUGCUUCUCCAUCUGCCUCUC
This is a messenger RNA of Mustela erminea (ermine), 1734 nucleotides long. It is a transcript of the gene C7H20orf96, whose product is annotated as chromosome 7 C20orf96 homolog. The record is from RefSeq and is a predicted model, not a curated record. Lineage: Eukaryota; Metazoa; Chordata; Mammalia; Carnivora; Mustelidae. The transcript is spliced from 9 exons. The coding region runs from base 29 to 1288 and encodes 419 amino acids.